UUUAUGAUUUUUUUCAUUUCAUGAAGACUGUGCACUAUAUUUUACCAAAAGAACUCAGUCACGGACAAUUGACCAUGGAAAUGUUCGAUAAACAAACUACCUUGGCAAUGCGGAAAAAACUUAUUGGGCAAUCUUGCCGGCUUUUCUACUCGGAUGAUCCGGUGAAGAUAGUUAGAGCUCGCGGACAGUACUUAUAUGACGAGAAUGGGACGAGGUAUCUGGAUUGCAUCAGUAAUGUUCAUCACGUGGGGCACUGCCACCCAGCGGUUACCCGGGCUGCUUCAGCUCAGAUGGAGCUCCUGAACACCAACUGGCGCUUCCUGCACGACAACAUCAUCCAUUAUGCCCAGCGCCUCACCGCCACCCUGCCAGACAAGCUCUGCGUCUUCUACUUUGUCAACUCUGGCUCUGAGGCCAACGACCUUGCCCUGCGGUUGGCUCGCCAGUUCACCCAGCACGAGGACGUCAUUGUGCUGGACCACGCAUACCAUGGGCACCUGACGUCACUGAUCGACAUCAGUCCGUACAAGUUCAGAAGACUGGGGGGUCAGAAAGAGUGGGUUCACGUGGCGCCACUCCCAGACACCUACAGGGGGCGCUAUCGGGAGGACCACCCUGACCCUGCGCAGGCCUAUGCAGACACCGUGAGGGAUCUGAUAGAGGAGGGUCACAAGAAGGGUCGCAAGAUUGCAGCUUUUUUUGCGGAGAGUUUGCCCAGUGUGGGAGGCCAGAUUGUCUUCCCCAGUGGAUACUUCCAGAAGGUAGCAGAGUACGUCCGCGGGGCGGGGGGGGUGUUCGUGGUGGAUGAGGUGCAGACGGGGUUCGGCCGAGUGGGGACCCAGUUCUGGGGGUUCCAGCUGCAGGGGGAGGAGUUCUGCCCCGACAUCGUGACCAUGGGCAAGCCGAUGGGGAACGGGCACCCGCUGUCCUGCCUGGUCACCACGCGCGAGGUCGCUGCUGCGUUCACUGCCAACGGCGUGGAGUACUUCAACACGUUUGGCGGUAACCCCGUGUCGUGUGCGAUUGGCCUGGCGGUUCUGGACGUGAUCGAGGAGGAGGACCUGAGGAGGAACGCCAGGGACGUGGGAGAGCAGCUCCGAGGCCGACUGCGCGGCCUGAUGGCCCAACACCCCCUCAUUGGGCACGUGCGGGGCGCGGGGCUGUUCGUGGGGAUGGAGCUGGUGACGGACCGAGAGACGCGCGCGCCUGCUACAGCCACCGCCGGGGAGCUUGUGCGCAGGCUGAAGGACGAGUGCAUUGUUGUGAGCACAGACGGCCCUGAUGACAACGUUAUCAAGUUCAAGCCGCCGAUGUGCUUCAGCUCAGCCGACGCAGAACUCGUCGCCCGGAAAAUAGACCUGAUUCUGACCGAUAUGAAGUCGGACAGACAAAAGACAAGCGGAGACGUUUGAGAACGUUCCUGACCAAGGCAACUUAAAAUAGGGACGUCAACACCCGGCUGCCCUCUGGCCCAGUGCAGUGAAGACAUUUUCAAAGAGGGGUUCUUUUUAUUGCAUGAAUUCAAUCACAAGAUUAAUGAAGUAUGAACUACUCCACACAAUCAACUGGCAGAACUGGAAACUGCACAGCACUGAUGUAGCUCAGCUGAUGCACAUUAAAGACUGGUGAACGUACGAUUACCCAUAA
This is a messenger RNA of Conger conger (European conger), 1647 nucleotides long. RefSeq names its product 5-phosphohydroxy-L-lysine phospho-lyase (gene phykpl). Lineage: Eukaryota; Metazoa; Chordata; Actinopteri; Anguilliformes; Congridae. The transcript is spliced from 13 exons. Bases 21 to 1412 code for a protein of 463 amino acids. Gene Ontology annotation, cellular component: mitochondrion. Gene Ontology annotation, molecular function: pyridoxal phosphate binding; transaminase activity. The record is from RefSeq and is a predicted model, not a curated record.